AUGUCAUGUUCGAUGAGAGAGAGACAUUAUGGUGUGUCAAGCUUACUGUGUAAUGAAGAUGAUCAAGCUAUCAAGGAGAUGUAUGAGCAUCAGAAGAAGAAUGUUGGUGGUGGAGAUCAAAAAGCCAGUCUCCUGUCACUUGCUAGGGUAUUGUUCGAAAUGGGUGAAUUGGAGAAAGCGAAACAGUACUACACUCGUGUAUUGGAUGAGUUGAACGAUGAUGAUGAUGGCAAUGUUGCUCUGUGCCAUGAAAGACUCGGCGAAGUAAGUGCUGAACAAGGAGAAUGUGAUGUUGCACUCGAUCAUUUGAAUGAAGCCGUGAAACUGUACAAGAAGUUUCAACAUGCACAGGACAGUCGACAUUGCUCACUGUUACUUCGGGACAGGCUUCGUCUAUAG
Messenger RNA from Didymodactylos carnosus, 399 nucleotides. The record is from the annotation of a GenBank genome assembly. NCBI's taxonomy places the organism in Eukaryota, Metazoa, Rotifera, Eurotatoria, Philodinida, Philodinidae.